Colletotrichum destructivum is the source of this 1905-nucleotide messenger RNA. RefSeq names its product Putative Zinc finger, SWIM-type. NCBI's taxonomy places the organism in Eukaryota, Fungi, Ascomycota, Sordariomycetes, Glomerellales, Glomerellaceae. Bases 1 to 1512 code for a protein of 503 amino acids. The transcript has 2 exons. Gene Ontology annotation, molecular function: zinc ion binding. The record is from RefSeq and is a predicted model, not a curated record.
AUGUCUUCCUCCUCCCCUCCCGCUCCCGUGUCCAAGUUUAGAGGGCUUUCUCUCGGAAAAAGGAUGCCUCCCACAACCAGAUCCCAGACGCACCAGCAGUCUCUCAGCGACGUCGCCUCCGAUUACGACGACAUUGACAACUCCAGCUCCGAGCCCGAAUCGGACUCGGACUCCUCCCUUAUCGACGAUGAGGACCCCUCCAUCAUCCGCUCUCCCUCCAAGCUUAUCUACUGUGUCGACAAGCUCUCCAGCGACGCCCGAAUGCGCGUCCGCGAAGCCUUCAGGGACCCUCCCCGUCUCUCUCUGCAGUAUUGUCGUCUCCGGGAUGAUGUCUACGCCUUCCAGAUGACGGAGCUCGUACCCCGCUCGAUCCGCAUCGGGUCCCCUGAUAGCCCCUUCGCGACGCCACGUUGCUCCUGCCGCGAACAGCAGCAGAAGAACGGGCCUCCCUGCAAACAUCUCCUCUGGCUUCUUGACCAGCUCGUCAAGCAGACGCUGUACGACCAUGACCCGACCUCCCCGCUCACCAUGACCUCGGACGGCUACCCGGAGGAGAUCGGUGACCCCUUCACCGACAUCUCGGCCUUCCAUCUGGGCAUCCUGGGGGACGGCCUUCGCUGUGACGUCGUCGCCCCGGACUCAGAGGAGGGCUCGGAAGAUUCGGACGUAGACGAGGAGAAUUCUUCGAUCAACCCGCAACGCGUCCUUGAGGCCCGCGAGAUGCUCGCUGCCGUCGCCGCCUCACCCCCAGAGGACCACCGCCCAGACCUCUUCUGCGACCCCCCCAACAGAGGCAAGAAGCUCGUGAAGCGCCGCGACAUCGAGGGCACAGUCUUCCGCAUGCUACUCGACAACAACGACUUCUUCCACUACUUCCUUGCCCAGAUGCGCUCCACCGACCCCGUAAAUGACCCCUUCCGCAAGCUGUCCCAGCGCGUCGACCGUGUCCUGCAAGAGCUAGACGCCUGCUCUUUGUCCCAGACUACUCCAACCUCAGGAGACUCGGCAGAGGGCCCCCCCGACGUGGCCUGGGCAGCCCGCCACAUCACCGGCGUCGUAGGCCUUAUCCGCACCGCAAUCUUCGAGCGCGACCGGCCCCUAGAGCCUCGGGAACGCACGAGCGCCGCCCGCGCCUUGGUCCAUAUCCUUGCCGUCGUCGUCGAGCGCAACCAUGAUCUCGGACCUCCUUGGACGACGACGACGACAACACCGACAUCCCGCCGAGAACGGAACCUCUACCUCCGCCUCGUGGGUGACCGCGACGAGGACUUCGUCCUCGGCGUCCUCAACCUCCUUCCCCCUGACGCGGCGGCCCAGUUCUUGCACAGCCUCGAGGACAUUCUGGACCGGCUGGGCGUCCACGGCGCGCCGGCAUCCUACGUCGAAAAGUUCAGAUCCCUCAUCUCUCGGCUGAGGAGGGCCGGCGGCGGCGCCUCGCCAUCGGCUGGCGCAGGCUCGAAACGUCAAAGCCAGAGUCAGGGCCACGACCGGGGGUCCAAGAGAAUGAAAUGAUACAAGCAGCCCCAUGUGGCUCUACAGGGGAAGGCCCUUCGGCGCCGAAAGGUGGCUCGGGGACAUGUUCCUAGUAUGGCGGGAACAGGUUUCCUACCAAAGAUUCGAUUCUUCUGGACUUACCUCUGUUUUCCUUUCUACUCAGUUUUUCUUUACUCCUAGACUAUCCGUCCAAUCCGUUGAGUCACCCUGGAGCCAAGCCUCGAGGCAUAGGCUUGGGCGGGUGUGUCACAGCUUGGCCUCUUUUCUUUUUUUGGCUUCCAUGAGUCUGCAAUAUAAAUACCAUUUCCUUCAUCUUGGAACCGUUAUGCUCUGUUCGUCUAGUCGCACAUGAUCAACCUCUGCUCCCUCCUUCCUGUGGCAAAGCCCACCAACCACCGUUUGGCCGUCCCC